AUGGCUGAUCGUUUGCGUGCUAGAGCAAACAAGAUUCAGGAGCUGAACACUGAAAAUUCGUCUCUCCAGAGAAUGUUUCAUGAGUCUCAACAAGAGGUUGAGAAACUUAAAGAGGAAAAUAAGGCCUUGUUGAAACUGAUUUCCAAUGAAAAGAUUCUAGGAGACCACGAAAGGCUCAUGGCUAAGCUUAAGAGGCGCCGUCCUCUUCCUUCAGAGGCUUCCAGAACAUAA
Molecule: messenger RNA, 231 nt
Organism: Prunus armeniaca (apricot)
Lineage: Eukaryota; Viridiplantae; Streptophyta; Magnoliopsida; Rosales; Rosaceae
Source: the annotation of a GenBank genome assembly